Fulmarus glacialis (Northern fulmar) is the source of this 723-nucleotide messenger RNA. RefSeq names its product somatomedin-B and thrombospondin type-1 domain-containing protein-like. The coding region runs from base 1 to 627 and encodes 208 amino acids. NCBI's taxonomy places the organism in Eukaryota, Metazoa, Chordata, Aves, Procellariiformes, Procellariidae. The record is from RefSeq and is a predicted model, not a curated record. The transcript is spliced from 5 exons.
AUGCGGGCGGUCGAAGGAGGAGGGAUGCUGCUCCCCACCUCGGUUGUGGUUCUCGGAGUUAUCCCCUGUGUCGUAUCUCAGUGGAGUGUCUGGAGUGGCUGCGCAGAGCCUUGCAAGACAACGUAUCGUGUUCGGAGGAGGCACGUCAUCCAGGAGCCCAGGAAUGGAGGAGAGGCAUGCCCUCCUCUGGAGGAGAGGGCUGGCUGCGUGGAGUACCGGACUCACCAAGGAACAGAGUGCAAACAGUCCCUGAUCCCAGCAUUAAUAACAACAGGAGGGUUUGGAAAAGCGAGGAAAAAAAGAGCUGCAGCUGAUGGCAAUGAAAGAGCAGGGUACUGUGUUGAAUUCCAGCUUGUGGCCAUCACACCAGGCUGCUUGCACAGCCACCACUCGUACACUCACUGGAUGCAGUAUCUCAGGGAGGGCCACACUGUCUGCGUGGAGUGUCAGCACCCAGCUUUAGACUCCAGAAGUCUACAUUGUUAUGGGGAUGGCAGCAGAAGCAAAAAGAAUCAGCUGUUGCACUGGCAGGCGGUAGGGAACCCUCAGUGCAAGGGAACCUGGAAGAGAAUUCGCCAGCUGGACACUUGCUCCUGUCCUUCUGUUCACAGCUUCUUGUUCAUCUAACUUCUCCUGACAGUCCCAGCAAGCGAGUGCUGUGGUGGCUUGUCUGGCACCAAUGUGCGGCAGCAGUAGGAACCACAACCAAAACAAUGACUUCUC